This is a messenger RNA of Acanthosepion pharaonis, 1128 nucleotides long. NCBI's taxonomy places the organism in Eukaryota, Metazoa, Mollusca, Cephalopoda, Sepiida, Sepiidae. The record is from the annotation of a GenBank genome assembly.
AUGGAGAGAUGUACACCUAAACGGACACGGCCCAUAAAAGAAAAACUAAGAAGCAUUUAUUUUAUAAGUAGACCGACUCAUUGGAAAAGCGAAACAUCUAUCUAUCUAUCUAUCUAUCUAUCUAUCUAUCUAUCUAUUUUUUUCUACCAUGAUUUUCAAUCAGCCAGCUCUUCUUUGUCACCAACAUCUAUUUUUCGAUUUUGUAAAAGUUCCUAUUUUUUUAAAUGUGUUUUUAAAAUUUUCCAACUUUCCUUUUUGCUUUUUCUUCCUUUCUUCUUUUCUUUUCUUUCUUUUUUCUUUCUUUUUUCUUUCUUUUUAUAUCUAACUACUAACUUCUACAAAGCAUUGUUUGUUUGUUUGUUUCUUUCUUUAUUUUUUUCUUUUUCUUUCUUUCUUUCUUUCUUUCUUUCUUUCUUUCUUUCUUUCUUUCUUUCUUUCUUUCUCAGUUGGGAACCUACACGAAAUUUACCCCCUCCCCAACCGAAACCUCCUCUGUCUGUCUGUCUAUCUAUCUAUCUAUCUAUCUAUCUAUCUAUCUAUCUAUCUAUCUAUCUAUCUGUGUCUCUGUCUCUCUCUGUUUCUUUCUUAGCUCUGCAAAAGCUAACCCUGGAUCUAUACCCUCAAAAGUCGGACUUUUUUUCUCGUCAUAAUAUGGUUAUUACAGAAGAGACUGAGAAGAAAAUGCAGCCAGAAAAAAUGGAUAAUCUUGCUAUUGGAGAGGCUCUUCGCGAUCUGAUAAUCAUCGCGAGGAACAAUGACAGGCUCACGUGUGGAGUUGCAAGUUCUGCUAAACUUCUUGAAAUGAAUUCAGAUGUGGUCAUGAUGUGCAUUCUCCCCGUAGACCCCAACCAACCUGUCACAGUUGCAAUUCAGCAAACCCUAAUUGAGGCAUUUUGCUGGGAACGAGAGAUCUGCCUCAUGAAAGUUGACAGUACAGAAAAACUGGCCAGUCUCGUAAGAGCUGAUGAUUCCAAUGGCAAUGAACAAGAUUACAAAGAUUAUUGCUGUGUACUUGUUCAGUGUCCAAGCGAGUCUAACACUAGCCAACCAGACAAAAUGAUAGCAAAAUACUAUAAUCUCUAUAUGAAUGGUAGUUCAAAUCGACCAAUCAUCGAACUCCCUGGCUGA